Messenger RNA from Thlaspi arvense, 2671 nucleotides. Lineage: Eukaryota; Viridiplantae; Streptophyta; Magnoliopsida; Brassicales; Brassicaceae. The record is from the annotation of a GenBank genome assembly.
CAAUUUUCUGUAAAAAGCAACAAAUGCAUACAAAUUAAUAUAUAAAAAUAUUUAUACCCAGAAGAACGGUAAAGUCCCGUCGUUACAUGAACGGAAAAGAGUUGUUGGAGAUUUUUUAGGGUUUUGGAUUGAGUAGCGUGGUUUUCCUUUGUCUUCCAGAAUCAAAUUCGAAUUCUCGUUGGAUUGUUGAGUCUAAGUUUUUCAAGGAUCAAUCGAAAACGAAGGACCCAAAAUUCUGAUGUCUACGACGGUGCGUCCGGCGGCUGGACCUGGAGUGCCGGAGAAGGCGGCUGGAACCGGAGUGCCGGAGAAGGCGGCAGCGGCACUUGUCAAUUCAUUCCGAUUGGCGUCAGUGACGCAGCGGUUACGCUACCACAUUGAUGCCGGACCCAGGAGUGAUGCUAGGGAGUUCCAGAUCUGCUGCAUCUCUCUCGCCAAAGGCAUUGAUUUUGCUAUAGCGAAUAAUGAAAUCCCAAAGAAUGUGUGCCGGCAUAGAACCGAUGUGUACUGCAAGACGGCGGCUAUGGUGCUGAUGAUCUCGAUUAAGCAUGCUUGUAAACUGGGAUGGUUUUCGGAAAGCGAGGGUCAAGAACUCAUCGCUCUUGCUGAUGAGAUGAAGAAUACUUUUGGGAGCCCUGGAAACACGAGCCCUGGUGUUAAAAGUCCUGGUGGUAUAUUAUCACAGAUCAUAGAGAGGUUCUUUCCUUUUGUGAAGCUGGGGCAUGUUCUUGUUUCGCUUGAAGGGAAGGCUGGUUUUACAAUGCUGGCGCAUGAUUUCCAUAUCUCAAAGAAUAUGCCACAUUCUCUCCUAGAAAGAAUUCGGUUAUUUGUUGUCCAGACAGACAACAUAGACACAUCUGCUUGUAUUAUAAACCCUCCAGAAGUCAGCUUCCUGUUAAAUGGAAAGAUGGUCGAGAAGAGAGUUAAUAUCACAAUGGAUUCAGGGCCUCAAAUCCCAACAAAUGUUACUGCCAUCCUCAAAUACGGAACGAACCUCUUACAAGUGAUGGGGAAUUCCAAGGGUCAUUACAUCAUCGUAAUUGCUUUCACGGGACUGGUAAAGCCACCUGAAAAACCAGUGCUUAAAGAUUACCUUCAAUCCGCAGUCAUCGAGUCAAAUCCAGAUUCUGACAUCAUCGAGGGGCCAUCACGAGUAUCUCUUAAAUGUCCUAUAAGCCGCAGCCGGAUCAAGCUUCCUGUCAAGGGCCAGUUGUGUAGACAUCUUCAGUGUUUUGAUUUCUAUAAUUAUGUCCACAUAAAUAUGAGAAUUCCAUCAUGGCGCUGCCCGCAUUGCAAUCAAUCUGUUUGCUACCCAGAGAUCCGUUUAGAUCAAAACAUGAUAUUAAAAGACGCGGGACCCAAUGCUGCUGAUGUUAUCAUCCACGCUAGUGGCACAUGGAAGGUUGCAAAGGAAAACGAUGGGACCGAGGAACCUGUUCGUGACGUAAUCAUCCAUGAUCUUGAAGACCCGACUAGCUUCUUAAACGCUGGUCCAGUGGUUUUGGAUCUUACCGGGGAUGAUGAUGAUGCCCAAAUUGAUUUAUUUGGUGACACCAAGGUUGUGGAGCAGAAGCCCCGCUUGUCAGAUGCUCAGGGUCAACCUAGUCAUAAAAACGCAAGCAAAGAUGCUUCAGAAGAAGAUUACUCUUCUUUGUUUGAUAUCUCUGAUGCGAUAUCAUUUGAUCAGGUGAUGCGACAUCACUUGAAUACUGGAACGGGACAGGAUUUUUCAAACUUAUCGCAAAUAUCAAUGCCUCAAGAUCCAACACCAGUACCUGCGCCGUUCUCACAGACACCGUCUCCGAGAGAUAGACCAGCGACUACUUCCACCGGAACAUAUCUUGGUACAACCUCUACUCCGAGAUGGAUUCAGAAUCAUACAUCCCAAGCUCCACCAAUAACACCUUCAUUACAGAGCCGGAGGCACCCAGUUCCAAUUACGAGCCAGUCUCCUGGGAACGCAUCGUCUUUUGCUCAGUCUACGCAAAUCCCUAGAGUACUCACUAACCAGCAGCCUAACAGUAACAUCAUGCGAAAUCUGAACAGAAACCAUUCAAGCACUCAAAGGCAGCGCCCAAGUAGUCCCGCUGUUCAAUCUGUUUCUCGAACCAGUGACCUAAUGGAUGUGGACUUGACUACUACUCCUGAUUUAACCAACUGGCGCCCGAGGAUGCGAGGAAGUCUUACGCCCGGUUCAUACUCCCCGGCUCUUGACCACAUGAUCAUUCGACCAACCCAACAGCUUCAAACUAGGCUCCACGGUUCACAGCCGGUUCAGACACCACCGGUUCAAACGUCCCAGGCUCAGCCGCCUUUUUCAACCGCCCCUCCUUGCUUGACGAGGCCUUCUGGACCGACAGCACCAUGGAGAACUUGAGAGGCCAGAACAAGGGGAGGUUGGUGCUUAGGACACAACAGUAACGUAACGAACUUUUUAACUUAUCGUUUUGCCCACGGCAUGGACAUGAUUUAGGAUUCCGGUAUGCAAAGGUUUUUAGUUUGGGGUUUAAAACUUUUGUUUGUAUUUAGCUGUCUUUUAAACUUGUAAUGACCAUCAAUAAAUGAAUGUUUUCAUAGAUUGGUCACAUAUCUUUAUUGACUUUAGCCACUGAUUUGACGCCUAAUUCGAAAAAUGGCUGAGAAUCUUGAAAUGCGUAUUCACAAAAUCCCA